Molecule: messenger RNA, 762 nt
Organism: Salarias fasciatus (jewelled blenny)
Lineage: Eukaryota; Metazoa; Chordata; Actinopteri; Blenniiformes; Blenniidae
Product: small ubiquitin-related modifier 3
Exons: 4
Coding region: 113-397 (94 amino acids)
Molecular function (GO): protein binding
Source: RefSeq, a predicted model, not a curated record
UACAAGCGCGCCCCCGACACUGAGGAGAAGAGAGGACAGAAGGCGGCAGAAAGGCCAAAUUAAACCCAAUUAGCAGAUUAUUCCGGCAGCAGUUCCACCAAAUCCAGCCGAGAUGUCAGACGAAAAGCCAAAGGAGGGAGUAAAAACUGAGAACGAUCACAUCAACCUCAAGGUUGCAGGGCAGGAUGGGUCAGUGGUCCAAUUCAAAAUCAAAAGGCACACACCUCUCAGCAAACUAAUGAAGGCCUACUGCGAACGACAGGGUCUCUCAAUAAGGCAGAUCAGGUUCCGGUUCGAUGGCCAGCCUAUUAAUGAGACGGACACGCCUGCACAGCUGGAGAUGGAAGAUGAAGACACCAUAGAUGUUUUCCAGCAGCAGACAGGCGGGCAUUGCUAAGCCCUACCCUCUCCAUUGAUGGCCACCCUCAGACCACACCCUCAGCUACCUUCCCUCCCUUCCCGAUUGCUCCUUUCAGACUAUUAUUAUUAUUAUAAUUAUUAUUAUUUCUUCAUCUUAAAAAUGUUCUUGUCAUGGUUAUUCAUUGAGUGUGUGUGAGACCUCCUCGGCUGUUUCUGUGCGGUCUUGACCAGGGUUGAACUUUAGCGUGUCUCAACACCAACCUGGGAAAGGUUUGUUUUCUUUUUCCCCCCUUUUUCUUUUUUUCUCACACACUGCAGGCUGUGAUCGGACCAACAGCUCAGUGCGGCAGUUACUGCGUUGUCACUGCUUUUCAUACACUCUUCAAUGCAAGAUUAGAGAAC